Diabrotica virgifera virgifera (western corn rootworm) is the source of this 538-nucleotide messenger RNA. It is a transcript of the gene Ccdc56, whose product is annotated as cytochrome c oxidase assembly factor 3, mitochondrial. The record is from RefSeq and is a predicted model, not a curated record. NCBI's taxonomy places the organism in Eukaryota, Metazoa, Arthropoda, Insecta, Coleoptera, Chrysomelidae. Gene Ontology annotation, cellular component: mitochondrial inner membrane. Gene Ontology annotation, biological process: mitochondrial respiratory chain complex IV assembly. Bases 180 to 425 code for a protein of 81 amino acids. The transcript has a single exon.
UUUAUCCUAGUGGCUGAAGUGUUAUAAUAUUAUUUAUCUGAGACCAAAAAAGCAUAAAACAAAUAUACAUGAAGUAUGAAACAAAUAACAGCAAACAGUUGAGGUUAAAUCUUUAGGGGCUGAAAAAUUCCAUUUAUCAUUUUAUGUAAACACAACACUACAAAAUAAGACAAUAAACUAUGUCCGAUCGCAUGCCAAAAAUUGAUUUAAGCAAAAUCAAAAAGACCGAUUUAGACUUCAUAAAGGAAAUAGAAAAACGAAAUCAAGAGAGGGUGCUGAAACUAAAAAAGCUUAGAAGGACCAAUUUACUUACUGCUGGGUUUUUAACUGCUGGUAUUCUUGGUAUUUAUGGGUAUUCCAUGUAUGCUGUGAGACAAGAGAGUUUCCUAGACGACUUUGAUGAACCGGCUAAGACCACUCAAUAAUGGCUGCAAAUGUACAACAUGUUCGUUUACCCCCUUUACCUACUAUUAGAGAUUUAGUUAAGUUAUAUCGCCUUCGAGCUCUUAGACAACUAUCUCAAAAUUUUUUAAUGGAU